Messenger RNA from Serendipita indica DSM 11827, 1449 nucleotides. Lineage: Eukaryota; Fungi; Basidiomycota; Agaricomycetes; Sebacinales; Serendipitaceae. The record is from the annotation of a GenBank genome assembly.
AUGUCAGACGCCUUGAAAACACUAGGAGAACUGAAGGUCGAUGAUCUUGGGUCAUAUUGGGCAGUUUGUAAUGCAUUAGACGCAGAGAGCAAGCUUCUUGCUCGAGAUGAAGACCAUAGACGGUUUCUGGGCCAACAGCCCACGCCACUCUGGCAACGACUUGAUCUUGCCUGGAAGACGUUUACAGAGCGGGUAACUAAGGCCGAACACCUCGAAAGCGGGGACAUACAGACUUUACUCACGUUGGCACGCUUCACGCGGAAUCUCGUCGCUGGCGUGGCUGAGAAUCAGGUCGAAGCUUUCAAUUUUGAACCUUAUAUUCGUUCAGCGAUUCGAUAUCUUACAUCGUGGACCAUGCUUCAACGGGAGGAGGUGACUAGCAAUCCGGAACUGUCGAGUUCGCUGUGGCAAUCGUAUAUGCGCGACGCUGAAGACUCGAACUUGUUUUUGAGGAUACUCGUCGUCGAAGAUAUCAAGGGACUCAUUGCUGGCUUCGUGCUCUUACUCAAUGUGACAAACGGAAGCAGAGAUAGCCUUAGGCUCCUUGUAGAAACAAAAGCCGGUCGGAGGGUAGCUGACAAACUACUCACGAGGAUGGCCAUCCUCUUGGAGGCUCCAGAGGGAUCAGAAGAAGCACAAGCAUGUGACAUAGGCUACCAAUUCAUCAAGCAGGUGUUCGAGCAUGGGCUCGCGGUAGAUCUCUAUGAACAUAUUGCACAAGAAGGUGAACCAGUCAUGGCGAACCAACGCAUACUCCUCAAGCUGUUCGACGGAUACCUUCAAUCACCGACGAUGGAAACAUCAAUAGAAGCAUAUUAUGCGCGUGACAUUCCAAAGCUCUACCUCAUCAUUGCAUACAAAUCACUCAAGUCGAUCAAGACAUCGCUCGAGACGGCAGAAUCCCCCGAUGGGCAUUUGCCUGUUCUGUCCGAAGCGCUUGUACUCGUGGCGCAAUGCUGCCAAGCCCUUCUCCUCCGCGAAGCCACUUCCACGCACAGACCAAUCCUACAACAGAUGCGCAUCAAGCGCAUACAAGGCCAAGGAACCGUAGAGGUUACAAUUGACGUGUUACGCGAGUUGAAUGUUCUCCUCCCUCGUAUUGAGUUUGGCAAAUCGGUGCCGUCGCCAUUUACAAAAGGCAUGAACCACCCACCAGAAGAAACGGAUCCCAUGGAGUUUCCGUAUCUCAAGCGUGACCUCAUUCGACUGCUUGGUACAAUGGUCUACAAGGACAAGGGGAUGCAAGACCGAGUGAGGGCGUGCGGGGGUGUUGAGGUCGUCAUGAGCCACUGCGUAAUUGAUGAUCGAAACCCUUAUUUGAGAGAGCACGCCAUCUUCACGCUCCGUCAUCUCCUCGAGGAUAACCUCGAGAAUCAGAGAGUAGUCAAGGAAUUGAAGCCCCUCCGCGACUUCGACGCUGAAGGGAUAUUAAGGGAUGUCGUUCCCUAA